UGUGUUACCAGGGCGGUCACACUGCAGUCCACACCCAAACAGCAAACCAAACAAACAUUUCCGCAGGAAUCCAGCGAAAUUCCAAUAGAAUUUCCCACUCAAAGGAUGCAAAAACCAUCCCACUUCGCACGCGAGGAUUCCCACGAGCACCUGCCCACCAGUCACACCCAAAACAGCCACACAGUGAACAUGAAGAGGCGCACACUAUCCGGAAGUUGUGGCGUUGGCGUCUUCGUGUUCGCCUUUGCCUUCAUCGUGAUUGCAUUUGCAACGCCCAGUUGGUUGGUCAGUGAUUACCGCAUCACGGGUGCCAAGCUGGAUCGCCUGGGACUGUGGGUGCACUGCUUCCGGUCGCUGCCGGACGUGAACGACGACAGCCAGCGGAGGUUCUUCGUGGGCUGCCGUUGGGUGUAUGACCCAUUUACCACGGGCUACGAUGAGAUCCGUGGAUUUCUGUUGCCCGCCUUCAUGAUAGCUACUCAGUUCUUCUACACUUUGGCCUUCAUCGGGAUGUUGGUCUCAGCCAUCGGAGUACUGGUCUUCAUCCUGUGCGCUGGUCCGGAUCAAAAGCACUUUAUUACGCUCAUUAAAUCUUUGGGAUAUGUGCUUCUCGGUGCUGGAGUAAGUGCGGCCAUUGCAGUGAUCGUAUUCGCUGGAUUUGGCAACCGGAAUGGCUGGAUGCCGGAGCAUGCGAACAAUUGGUUUGGCUGGUCCUUUAUCCUGGCAUGUGUGGGUACUGUGUUAACCCUGGUGGCGUCUACUUUGUUCCUCAGUGAAGCCCACGUGCAGCACAAGAAGAGAAUUCAGUUCAAGGAAUCUCAGACGCGAUUUGAGCUGGUGCGCGGAUAGUCGACGUCGUGGCAGCUGGCACGCUUGCACCAAGGAAAACACAAGCCAACCAAGAGGAAAACAAAACAAAAACAUUCCGUCCCCUCAAAGAAUUCUCACCCUAAACAUUACAGUCGAACUUCUCUAAGGCGAAACAUUCUAACUUACAGUUUCUGAAAGCGCACGUUUUUAAUGUUGUUUAAUGUUUUGUUUUUUACUUACUGUAAUGGUAUCCAUGUGCAUAGGCAAUUGUUAAAGUGUUCAUGUCGGUUUAUGUUGGUUUAAAUGGUUUAAAGAAUUCUUCAACCGCUGAAAAUAAGCGAGAAACUAAAAAGUUAUAUUUGAAAAUUUUUAACGACCAAAGUUAUUUUGGAUAAAAAAUAUUUUUCGCCAUAUAUUCAUCGCUUCUCACUAACAUACAUAAACAAAUUAAUUUUAGUUCAGAGAAGUUCGACUGUACUCGUAGUUUUUAAUUUAAAAAGUUUAUGCAAUUGACGGCCGCACCGAGUCACAAGCUUUCAGUUUUUGGUACUUAUAAUCAUCCAUCCAAUCGACCAGAUCAGUUCCAAAAGAAGACUGAAUGUUUUUCCGAAUGAAAACCAGAACCAAGCACAUCAAACGAAGACGCUCAAACAGAUGACUCAUGUUCAUGUAGAGUAUUCUGCAGUAUUUGCAUAUCAAUUUUCGCUCAAUUAACGCCCAGACACAACAGCAUACCCCUCCGCAAUUGUACGUUUUUUUUUUAGAAAAAGUCGCAGGCUAGUCGGAACUAGCAUCGAAAUAUUACACUCGUGCCUUAAUUAGAUAAAACUAUUAUGGUGUAGUUCGUAGUGCCUGAAAACAAAUUGUUGUUAUAAACAUACCUGAAACGACUGACCUGCGACUAACCAUAGAGAUCAUUGAAUUGCAUAAACUUCGGCUAAGCUAGUGCCUUAAUUAAGUGACCCAUAGAAAGGUAAGCGAAACUCCGCCCAUUAGUUUUAAGAACAAAACAUUCCCUUUUGAACUCGAAUAUUCCGCACAAGUUACCUUCUUUUAAAGGUAACAAUUAGGUCUGUAUUAAUAAUCCGUCCUUUGCACUUGUACUUGUAUUUGUAGCAUGUUCUUAACCGAGAAUUUAGCUAUGUAUUAAAGCAAUACAUACGUCUUUUACCCUCCCAUAUACAAUAAUAUGUGUAACAUUUUUAUGUACAAACGACUUUUAGCUAAAGCGAAGAAUAAUAAAGUUUUUAUUGUAUACAACA
Messenger RNA from Drosophila sechellia, 2072 nucleotides. It is a transcript of the gene sinu, whose product is annotated as claudin family member sinuous. The record is from RefSeq and is a predicted model, not a curated record. The coding region runs from base 106 to 849 and encodes 247 amino acids. The transcript is spliced from 2 exons. Lineage: Eukaryota; Metazoa; Arthropoda; Insecta; Diptera; Drosophilidae. Gene Ontology annotation, biological process: septate junction assembly; regulation of tube size, open tracheal system. Gene Ontology annotation, cellular component: membrane; septate junction.